UAAGUCUAUAGAUAUCGACUGAUAACGAGUAAGAACUAUCUUCACUUUCAACUCUCUCACAUGAUUAUUCUCGAUUAAAGUUUAGUUAACAUAGCAUAGCAGCCGCAAUGUUUCACACAUUCGACCCCGAAACCAAAUCCUGGAUAUCCCGGAAUCCUCCACCAACGUUCCAGCCCGAAGAAAACCUCGGCCAAUUGAUUCUAGAUGCUCUCAAUCGGAACCCUUCGAGAGUUCUGCAGAUCGACACGGAUACCGCACGAGAAAUGACUGCCCGCGAGAUGCGUCUGCGGGCGGUUCGAGUAGCUCAAAGUUUGUUGAAUCUCGGAUUUGGCAGUGGUGAUACAGCCGCACUGGCGUGCUCGAACAGUGAAAACCUAGCACCGAUCGCGCUCGGGCUGAUGAUAGCCGCUGUUCCAUUCAUUACGCUACCUACGGGGUUCCAUGCCGAUGAUCUUGGACAUCUAUUGGGUCUUGUGCAGCCCAAAUUGGUGAUUUGCGAUGAUGGGGUUUAUAAGACACUACUUGAUGCUGCUGGGAACGCACUCAAAAUGAAACCCGUCGUUUUUGUCGCGGAAAGUGAGCGAAAAAAUGUGAGGAAAGCUGAGGAACUAAUAGAACCAAGUGGAAGUGAAGCAGAUUUUGUCCCACAGCACCACGGUGACAUGCGGGAACUAACCGGAAUUAUCCUCUGCACCUCUGGGACCACCGGUCGCCCGAAAGGAGUCAGCGUAUCACAAGCCCAUAUCGCAAUGGUCCUCAGACAGCCAUCGAACGUUGAUAGCGCCAAUCUCAUAUUCAAUUUUAGCCCGCUUUAUUGGGGAACAGGGAUGUUCGCCUUGCUAAAUUCCAUCUCCACCGGAAUAACACGAGCUAUCACUAGAAGUCUCUUCAACGAGGAUAUUUUUUUCGACAUCCUAGAACGGUACAAACCAACCCGUUUCUUCAGCCCACCAACGCAUACGAUGCUACUAUUGAGCCAUUCCAGGGCAGAGCUUGCGGAUUUCGGUAGUUUAAAAAGCUGGGGUUUGAGCGGCAGCUAUGCAUCUCCAGAGUUGCGACGCUCGGUGGGAGCAAGGCUUCCAAAUGGAAAAACUGUCAAUAGCUAUGCGUCCACGGAGCUGGGCCUGAUUGCGAUGGAGAUGACGAGGAAGGAAAAUUCUGUAGGGGUGUUGAUGCCUCAUCUGGAUGCUCGAGUAGUUGACGACGACGGAACGAUGGUUGAUGUUGGGGAGCAGGGAGAGCUGCUCUUUCGAACCUCGCUACCAUUCUUGGGUUACUACAACGAUAAGCAGUCAACCGAUGAGAUUAUCGAAGCGGGUGGAUGGAUUCGCACGGGGGAUAUCGGUUACCUGGACGAGGAAGCGUUUGUAUAUUUGGUUGAUCGGAAGAAGGACGUCAUCAAGUAUCGGGGAUAUCAGAUGUCUCCCGUAGAUUUGGAGGCCGUUAUAGAGCGGAUCGAUGGCGUUCUUCAGGUUUGCGUGGUCGGUAUCCCGGAGAUGGACGGAUCAUCCGAUUUGCCAGCCGCCGUUAUUGUAAAGCGCGAGAACAGUCAUUUGGAUGAGGAUGCUGUGAUACACAUAGUUGAGUCACAGGUUUCCAACCAUAAACGGCUGAGAGGGGGAGUUUACUUCUGGCCGGAGCUACCAUUAACUUCGACGGGGAAGAUUUUGAGACGAAAAGUAAAGGAAAAGCUCACGCAGGAGAUACAGAUCGAAUAGGAGUGUUCUGUUAUGCAUGUUUAAUUCCAUUGAAUAGGGUGAUAGUACUAACGAGAUUUCAUAUCUUGCCACGUUACGUCUUUGUUUGCACAAUAGAUAAUUAAAUCUUCAGCGGAAAUGUUAUUGAUUAAUUUCUGAAGAAAAGAGAAUUAUAUGUAUAUGUGAUCGUCCGGGAAGAAAGGGGGCUUAGGAUAAAAAACAAGUUUCCGAGAAAUACGCGUUUGAAGUUUACACUACGAAAACAUCUGUUUUCAAGGUUUUGUGGUGUAUGAAAUCUUUUCUGUGGUAUGUUGUCACAAUAGUGAAAUAGUUUGAGCACAAAAAGAAGAAUGUUCGAAAAACUAAAUUAUAAAUUGUUUUCAUACUUUUUUUAAACAAACUUUUUAAAUUGACUUUGUACGAAAAAACCAUCUCACGGGCUGAAUUUUUCAACUAAGGGACCUCGGAUGGGUCUCAAUCGAUUCUUAAGGGUUUUCCGAAUCGCGAAAAACCUCAACAUCGAAAAAUGUACCCUAAGCCCCCUAUUUUCCCGGACGAUCACAUAUAUUCAAUACUCAUAUCCUUCUGUUUUGUUCGUCUAUCCAAAAACCCUAUAGCGGAAGAGCAUAAGAUGGAAUCCCCGUUCUAAAUAAUGUACAUAAGAUUCACCAAAGCAAAUCACUCUUAAUGAUCAUAGUGAUUAUUCAGGUUUACCUGGUCAAUUACAGUUUCAGUUUGUGGUAAAUUCUAAAGUCUGAACAUUUC
Molecule: messenger RNA, 2462 nt
Organism: Toxorhynchites rutilus septentrionalis
Lineage: Eukaryota; Metazoa; Arthropoda; Insecta; Diptera; Culicidae
Product: probable 4-coumarate--CoA ligase 1
Exons: 2
Coding region: 108-1718 (536 amino acids)
Biological process (GO): fatty-acyl-CoA biosynthetic process; long-chain fatty acid metabolic process
Molecular function (GO): long-chain fatty acid-CoA ligase activity
Source: RefSeq, a predicted model, not a curated record